UGAGCGGCGGCCGGCGAGAGGUGGCCAACCAUUCUAACGGGAGAAUGUCAAGACGCAGUUGCCGACUGCAAGCCAAGCAGCAGCCCCAGCCCAGCCAGGGGGAAUCCCUCCAAGAACUUCAGCUCCUCCAAACGAGGAAGAGAAAACCGAUCCAGGAUGCCAAGAAAAGGAAAGACGACAAAGUCAGCAAGAGGCACCAGUAUGAAAUUCGGAGUUGUUGGCCAUCUAUGUUGACUGGAGGUAUCAGUCCUUGCAUCAUAAUUGAAACGCCACAUAAAGAAACAGUCACCAGUGACUUCUCUAGAUUCACCAAUUAUCGGUUUAAAAAUCUCUUCAUAAAUCCCUCACCUUUACCUGACUUAAGCUGGGGAUGUUCUAAUGAUGUCUGGCUAAACCUGUUAAAUAAAGAGACCAAAUAUGUUCACGACAAGCAUUUUGAAGACCUGCAUUCCGAUUUAGAGCCACAAAUGAGGUCGAUACUACUGGACUGGCUUUUAGAGGUAUGUGAAGUAUACACACUUCACAGAGAAACAUUUUACCUUGCUCAGGAUUUCUUUGAUAGAUUCAUGUCGACACAAAAGAACAUAAACAAAAAUAUGCUUCAACUCAUAGGAAUUACCUCAUUAUUUAUUGCUUCCAAAUUAGAGGAAAUCUAUGCUCCUAAACUUCAGGAGUUUGCUUAUGUGACUGAUGGUGCCUGCAGUGAAGAAGAUAUCCUAAGGAUGGAACUCAUUAUAUUAAAGGCUUUAAAAUGGGAACUCUGUCCAGUAACCAUCAUCUCCUGGCUGAAUCUCUUCCUCCAAGUUGAUGCUCUGAAAGAUGUUCCUAAAGUUCUUUUACCUCAGUAUUCUCAGGAAAAGUUCAUUCAAAUAGCACAGCUUUUAGAUCUGUGUAUCCUAGUUCUAGAUUCACUUGAGUUCCAGUAUAGGAUAUUGGCUGCUGCUGCCUUGUGCCAUUUUACCUCAAUUGAAGUAGUUAAGAAAGCUUCAGGUUUGGACUGGGAAAACAUAUCUGAAUGCGUAGACUGGAUGGUACCUUUUGUCAAAGUAGUAAGAGGGGCUGCUCCUGUGAAGCUAAAGUCUUUUAAGAAGGUUCCUGUAGAAGACAGGCAUAAUAUUCAGACCCACACAAAUUACUUGGCUAUGCUGGAUGAAGUUAACUAUGUAGCAGCUCUCACCGAAGCAGGCCAGUUAUCACCAGUGUGUAACGGCGGCAUUAUGACCCCACCGACCAGCACGGAAAAAUCACCAGCAAAACACUAGAGAAUAACUGCAGCAGCUGAUGACUGAAACAAGGGAUUUUUUUUUAACAUCACGGUAGAAUGACUCCGAUCCGAUUGGAUUACUAAAGCUUUACCGAAACUUAAUUUUACAAUGGUCUUUUCCAAUUUAGACACUGCACUGCAAUACCAGCUAAAGGACCGACCUGUAAUCGGGUCCUUGAAAAAUAGGAAACUGGAUCAGUUUACAAGACUUAAGGAAAGUGGAAGGUAGCAGGCAGGAGUCAUUUCUACCACACUGCAAGUUUUUAUAUCUUGUUAGGCUAAGUUUACUGUGAUAAACUAGGAAUUUUAAAUUUUUAUGGACAUUUGGGCUGGUUAACAGUCAAAAUCAAAAAAGCUGAGCCUAAUUUUUAGACUGUCAAGUUCAUAGUUGGUGCUAGUUAUUUAUUGAGCAAAUAUUGCAUCUGUUUACAUUGUUCUAAGUUUAAGAUGACAUGCAGCUGGGACAGGAUGCUGUUACAAUCUGAUUUUUUUUACUAUGUUUGAAAAAUGCAAGGUUUAGCAACUAACAUGAAUUUUCCAUUAUUAUAUUUUUUUCCUCUUACCUUCUCUUGACUUUGAGGCCUUAAAAGCUUAAAGGCCACCAGUCAUCCAUACUAACCCCUUCCAUAAAAAGGGUUCCUUUAUUGGGGCCAGGGCCCCAGAGAUACUACUCAAAACCAAAUGGAAACAUUCCUUCUAAUCCUCAAUGCUAGGAAGGGAGAGACUCCUAUUUUGAUGAAAAGGUAACCUUUUUCAUGGUGUACGAUGUCACAAGGAAGUUUCUACACAUGUAAUCGAAACAAGGAUGUCAUCCCUCCAUAAAACUUCCUAAAGUAAAUUCAGUUCUUUGUAGUGAAAUGGUAGCAUUCUGUUCUUGAAAGGCCAUUUUGGUGUGGAGAGGAGGGGAACGACUAUAUGCUAACUUUUAGAAAAUGCAAAUCUAAAAAGAAUCGUAUAUGUGAAGCAGGAUUCAGUCCAAGAACGUAGGGGAAGCAGCUGGGCACUUAAUCACAAGAAAAAUUGAUGGGCAUAAAAUAAUUGCAUCUCAAUAUGCUUAUUUCAUUCAGCCUGGACACAGGAUUUAAUCAGAAAAUUAACUGAAUUGCUACUUUACUCUUGUCACUUGACAUGUAAAUAUUUUCUUCCUUUGAAGAAAUCAACAGAUUUAAGCCAUUCUCGAUAUGGUGUGAGGCCUUCUGUAUAGUUUUAUAAGAUUUUUUUCCUAUGAUUGUUGCAGUAUUCUAAGAAGAAAACAUCACCACUUAAAUAUGUACAUAUGUAUUGUAUAAAUUUAAUCUUAAUACUGUUUUAACAUUGUUUAAAAAUAAAAAGCUAAAAUAUUUUCCAGUCAAAA
This is a messenger RNA of Ornithorhynchus anatinus (platypus), 2618 nucleotides long. RefSeq names its product cyclin E2 (gene CCNE2). Gene Ontology annotation, biological process: G1/S transition of mitotic cell cycle; regulation of cyclin-dependent protein serine/threonine kinase activity. The record is from RefSeq and is a predicted model, not a curated record. The transcript is spliced from 12 exons. The coding region runs from base 45 to 1262 and encodes 405 amino acids. Gene Ontology annotation, cellular component: centrosome; cyclin E2-CDK2 complex; cytoplasm. Gene Ontology annotation, molecular function: cyclin-dependent protein serine/threonine kinase regulator activity. NCBI's taxonomy places the organism in Eukaryota, Metazoa, Chordata, Mammalia, Monotremata, Ornithorhynchidae.